This is a messenger RNA of Amoebophrya sp. A25, 1961 nucleotides long. The record is from the annotation of a GenBank genome assembly. Lineage: Eukaryota; Dinophyceae; Syndiniales; Amoebophryaceae.
GUGAACGGCUGAGCAGAGAGUCCGACAAGCUGGGGAUCAUGAUGUUACGUGAAUGGAUCUCAACGUAGAUUUUUUUUCAAAUUUUAUAGACGUAGAGGAAUCUACUUGAAUCACCGCUGUUGUUUUUCCGAUUGACGUAGACUGACUCAUUUCUACUUAUGAUCACAGCUGUAGCGGAAGCAUCUCGAGUUGUUAGAUAGUUGUAUCCGUCUGAGGUGAACAAGAAAUGACGAACAGCAUCUCGAGUUGUUAGUUGUAUCCGUCUGAGGUGAACAAGAAAUGACGAACAGCGUCUCGAGUUGUUAGUUGUAUCCGUCUGAGGUGAACAAGAAAAGACAAACCGCCAGCAAGGUGAACGUGAUAUGUCAAGAACAUGACUCGUACUCAAAAAAACCAAAUUCCGUUUUUCAAAUUCAAAAAUAGCAAAUGGACGGCUUCUUUAGUCUUAAGUACCUCUCGAGAAGAUCCUCUCCAGCUGGUGGACCUGCAAUUAGGACACGCUAGCUUUUCUAACGGGAAGCGACACCUUUCGACACUUGCUCUUUGUGGAUAUUGUUGCGGCGCGUAUAGGCAAGGUGGUACGACUGCGGAGAGAGGCAGAAGGCUUCGUCCGCUUUGGGUCAGCCUCGCGAAAAGUGACGGCAGCACCCUUGAAGUUCCGAAUGCCAGUAUAUGGACAUCUUAUGGCACACAGAAAAAUAGAAGUAUCUAGAAAUAUAGUGCCAAAAGAUAAGCAAGAUGAGAAGAUUGUAAGAAUAAAUGAGAAUAGCCGUCUCUAGUUCUGAUUAUUGCAUGGAGGAUGUUGCCGGACGACAUGUCAUCGUUGCUGGUACUAGGUUACAUACAAAAUGAAUAGCACACAGGAUCAGGUUGGACUAAAUACAGGUUAAUCAUAGGCUUCUUAUACUUUUGUGGCAUAUAGAAUCAGUCUUUACUUGUGAACAAAUGGGACACCAGAAAUGAAUCUCAAUCUGCUUGCUGAGGAAGCCAUCAAUCUGCGAUGCAAGCUCUAACCCGGAGACGUGUCGACCGAUAGCGAACAGCAUUCAGGUGAAGGGCCUCUGGGAAUAGCAGUGCUUUCGAAGACUAACGUCGAGGUUAGUUGAAGUUUAUUUUCACAAUGUGAGAGAGUGUUACGCACGUAAGUAAAAAUAUGAUGAGUUUUUGUAUCAAUGUAGUUUUCGUAUGACCAAAACGAACUAUAGAGCAAGCACAGGACCUGAACAUGUAGUUUGCCAGCUCUCGUGAGACUUUUGUUACCCAUAGCUUCUACGUGGUUCGAAUGAAUGAAACCUUUUCCAAGAAUGUUGAUCUCACUUACUUACACGAUUGAGGAUAGUCAGAAUGUCCUGUCCUAGAAGAUCUAUUAUGGUCCACUAAUACAACAUCACAGAAAACAAAGUGAUCCGAUAGUUGUCAACAUGAACUAUGCGUACGAUGUUUUCACAGAGAUUGCCGGAGAAGUUAUAGUAGAUUCAUUGAUAUUUUUAAUGAGUGAGUGACUAAGGAUCAUUAUCAUGUUGAAGAUAAAAAUGUCAUACAACGGAUAAGUUGUUGUGCCGGGAUAAUAGUCCUCUGUUGGAGUGGAAUAUAUUCAAGAGAAACAUCAAGUUAAUGAACCUAAAUUGAAAAGAAAUUCGUCUACACAAGAGAAGCAUCAAGUUAAUGAACCUAAAUUGAAAAGAAAUUCGCCUACGAAUGCGAAGAACAGCAUUAUCAGGGACCCAUGCAUGACAAGUCAACAUAGUCUUUUUGCGGUCUGAUACCUUGUCAUGGUAUUUUUUUAACUUGUUUGUAAGAGGAUUAUUUUUAUUCCAUGCAUGCUCCCGACUACAAAAACAGGUGUUGAGGUAAGAAGCCGCUUUUUGAGGUCUGAAGCUGCUUCUUGAGGUAUGAAGCUGUUUCUUGAGGUAUGAAGCUGCUUCUUGAGGUAUGAAUUUCUAGUACUUAUGUUCUUGAGG